AUGUCAAACUUGAGGAGGGUAUUGGAGAGGCAACAGAAAGAAAGGAAAGAAAUCUGGCGUAGACGUGCUGAAGAAGAUUGGGACGCUUAUGAAGAAGAGGAACAAAUGCUUGUAGCAGCGGUGUGUAUGCUUAAUCAAUCAAGGCAACACCGUCGUCGUCAUGCCCCGAAUGUGGACAGAUGUAGGGAGUCUCGGGGUAAGAAUCUCUUGGAGGAUUACUUUAUCCCAAAUUCGUCAUAUCCUGUUUCUAAGUUUCGAGAGAGAUAUAGAAUGUAG
Prunus armeniaca (apricot) is the source of this 276-nucleotide messenger RNA. Lineage: Eukaryota; Viridiplantae; Streptophyta; Magnoliopsida; Rosales; Rosaceae. The record is from the annotation of a GenBank genome assembly.